AUUUCAAUUACAAGCUACCUAGUGACACAGAUUCAAGAUGGUCAUCAAGUGAAGGAUGGUAGAUUUCUGUUCAAAAAAGAAAAUGGCUCUUGCCAUUUUCUUAUUAUUUAGUAUUUCUGUAGUGAUACUCAUGGUAGAAAGUGCUUGGCCCACACGCCAUAAAAUCCAAGAAGUGAAAUAUUUAUCCCAUCUUGUGCCAUUGAACAAAUCAUGUCCUUCAAAAAAGGCGAAGGCUAUAUCGGACUGUGAGAGGUGUAGUAAAGAUGAGCUGAGAAAAUUACAACCUGAGUGUCAGGAAACAGGUUUUAAGCAGAAGAUACAAUGUGAUAACAAGGAGACAUUUUAUCAAAACUGUGAGAUUACCCCUUACAUAGAUGAGAGAAACUUUUGGAUAUUCCAAGUAGUGACAUUUACACUAUUUGCUGCGUCAUACUCCAUGGUUCGCGUGAGACAGAAAAAGCUAGACGGACUAUUGAUGGACAAAAUCAACAGACAAAUAGCAUCUGGUAUCUGAGAGUCGAACAAUUAUACAAAGAUUCAAUGUUCUGAAAUUAAACUUUAUUAUUGAAGCAUUUAGGAUGUCCUAUUUUUGUGAUAAUUUAUUUAAGUUUAAGGCAAAUUUUCAAUAGCUGUGUUUGGCCAAACUUUUGUGUAGUUGUGUAAGGUCCUUCUCUGUUUAGAUGUUUAAGACAAUUCUGUGUGUAGCUGUAUAAGGCCAAUCUCCAUGUAGCUGUGUAAGGCCAAUCUGUAUGUAGCUGUGUAAGGCCAAUCUGUGUGUAGCUGUGUAAGGCCAAUCUGUGUGUAAGGCCAGUUUGUGUGUAGUUGUGUAAGGUCCUUCUCUGUUUAGAUGUUUAAGACAAUUCUGUGUGUAGCUGUAUAAGGCCAAUCUCCAUGUAGCUGUGUAAGGCCAAUCCGUGUGCAGCUGUGUAAGGCCAGUUUGUGUGUAGUUGUGUAAGGUCCUUCUCUCUUUAGAUGUUUAAGACAAUUCUGUAUGUAGCUGUAUAAGACCAAUCUCUUGUAGCCUUGUAAGGCUAAUCUCCAUGUAGCUGUGUAAGGCCAAUCUGUGUGUAAGGCUAAUUUGUGUGUAGCUGUGUAAGGCCAAUCUCCAUGUAGCUGUGUAUUAAAGACCAAUCUGUGUGUAUGGCCAACUGUAUAGCCAUGUGUUGCUAAUCUUGUAGCCAGUCUGAACUAGACAGAAAAACAAGGUGUAAAAUGCUAUGUAUUUGUUCCUACCAGCACAUGCAUUCCUAUUUCAGUGCGUGGUAAAAGUAUUUUGUUUUGAACUUGUUUUACAUUUAUCAUUUGUUUAAGGAUCAUAUUUAUAAAGAUGCAUAAUCUUACAACAUAGAGUUCAACAUAUGUGUAGGUAUUUAGAGGUAGUUGUCGAAGUCAUUGUUAGUUUGUGUCGCAACAAGAAUGUGGACAAGAGAUUUUUUGUUCAGACUUUAUUUUGAACAAUUUGUAACAUACAGUGCUUGAAAUUUUUAAUUAGGACCUGAUGAUUAAUUACUAUUUAACAUUAAAACCUGGAAGUGGAAGACUGUAAUUUCCUCAUGAUAAUCAGGAAAUAUACCACAAUGAAAUUUUUUUUUUUAGGAUUUUGUUGUUAUGUGCAAGUGGAGAGAGAGACAAUGAGAGAGAGAGAGAGAGACACACACACAAUGAGAGAGACACACAAUGAGAGAGAGAGAGACUUGUUAAUUGAUGGGGAAAUCAUCAGUGUUUUAUGAUAUUGUGCAGACUUUUUAUCUGAUUAAAUAUGAAUUACAAA
Molecule: messenger RNA, 1771 nt
Organism: Ostrea edulis (European flat oyster)
Lineage: Eukaryota; Metazoa; Mollusca; Bivalvia; Ostreida; Ostreidae
Product: protein JTB-like
Exons: 5
Coding region: 56-514 (152 amino acids)
Biological process (GO): mitotic cytokinesis
Cellular component (GO): spindle; cytoplasm; centrosome
Source: RefSeq, a predicted model, not a curated record